AUGAAUUCUAAAGAAAAUUAUAAUCAAUAUUAAUUAAGAGAUGUGGAAAUGGUAUAUGAAAAAGCAAUUAGAAUGAUUUUAAGUUUGAAAGAGAAACACAAACUAAUAAAUAGGAUUAGACUUUUUGAAAGUGAUAAAGCUAUAUUUUAAGAAUUAGCUAAAGGAUAACAUUAUUUGAUUGAUAUGUUAAAGAAAGGAGGUGAUGUGCAUUUAAUAUUUUAAAAUAAUCUUCCAUAAUUUGAGGUUCGAUUAGGAUAGGAUUUAUUUACAAUAGGUCCAGAAAAAAUGAAAGAACAUUUAUUGAGGAAAUAGUUACGUGAAUUGGGAUUAAAAAAUAUUGAAUAUAAAUCUAAAGAGUGUAGAGAGCAUAAUCUAGCUAAUGAUUUUGUAAAUUUAGAUGAUGAAUUUAAAAAAGAUGAAUGUUCAGAGUUGUUAAAAGAGAAAUUUGAUACUUUUAAAGUUUUAGAUGAAUAAAUCAUCAUUUAGAUUUUAAAAAAGUAUUUGAAAAAGAAUUUGAUAGAAUCUUAUAAUAAAGAUUUAANAUGUUUCUUAUAAGUUGUUAAAGAUGAUAAUGUUGACCCUACUACACUAAUUGCAAAAGUAAAAUUCUUGGAGUUUAACAAAAAAGCCUAUCUUUAAUGCAGUAUUAGAUACUGGUGUAUUUGA
This is a messenger RNA of Paramecium sonneborni, 666 nucleotides long. The record is from the annotation of a GenBank genome assembly. NCBI's taxonomy places the organism in Eukaryota, Ciliophora, Oligohymenophorea, Peniculida, Parameciidae.